Molecule: messenger RNA, 609 nt
Organism: Monoraphidium neglectum
Lineage: Eukaryota; Viridiplantae; Chlorophyta; Chlorophyceae; Sphaeropleales; Selenastraceae
Exons: 4
Coding region: 1-609 (202 amino acids)
Source: RefSeq, a predicted model, not a curated record
AUGCUGGACCUGCAGGCCCUUCCCAGCCUGGAAAAGUUCGACUCCCAGCUCCUGCAGGGCUUUGAGCUCUUCAAAGCCCCCGGCCCCGCGGACGCCCAGCCUGCGCCAUCAAUCCUCAAUGACACCGACGCCGAUGCGUCUGACGGCGCCCUCCACCAGAUGAUGAACCCCAGGGCCCGGGCGGCGGCAGCCCCUACCGACGGCACCGCUGCGGCGCUGGUGCGGGCCCGGAGCACCGGCACCGGCGCGGCCGCCGCAGCGGACGCCGACGCCGCGCUCGCCGCGGACGGCGCGUCCAGCCAAGCGCACACCCCGCGCGCGCCGUCGCGCGGCGGCAACGGCAACGGCGGCGCCGGUGCCGGCAGCGCCCUGCGCGAUUCCGGCGCGGACGUUGGUGGCCGCGCGGCCAAGCGUGCGCGCGGUGUCGGGGCCGCGGCCGCUGCUGCUGCUGUUGAGGACACAGACGAUGAGAUGGAGGCGGCGUUUGGCGCCGCCGCGGGUUACUACGGCGGCGAUGACUGUGAGGAUGACUACGACAUGGAGGACUCGCUCAUCAGCUCGCAGAGCAAGCUGGGGCAAACGACGCGUGCUCAUGUGUCAUCUCUGUGA